UGGGACGUAGUUUCUUGUUGUCAAAGAGAAUGCGAGAUAUGUAAACGCAACAGGCAAGCUGCAUUUCACUGGAUACAGACUGCCGACUGUACCCUAACUGACUAUUCCUUAAAUAAUUACUCUACCAGAGAACUAUAGUCACAACUGGGUGGAACUUUGCGGCUGUUGGUUGCCUGGUAGCCCGUAUUCUUACCAGUCUGUGUGCAUCAGACUCAGGCUCGCGUUGCUACUCACUAGCUGGGCUCAAGCAGCGCGUGCACUGCUACAACUCCUUGUUUUUAUGCUGGCCGUGACAGUCUCUGUUCUGCUCCUGCGGUCGAAAGAGAUAACCGACAACAUCGAGAACCAUGUAUUUUUUCUCUAUUCGUAUGAGACUGGUCGUGAAUGUGAAGCAGAACUGAAAUAUUUCUUUCACCUCAUCGAAACUAACGACUCUGUAAUCGUGUAACCCAUUGACAGAGUGGAACAGCACACCAACGAGAGAUGUGAAGAAGUCUCGGGUUAUAGCUGGAUGUCUCCAGAACAAGCUUUUCGUUGGACUAUAACUGCACGAGGAGGCUCCUGACUGCUUUGGAAUAACGGAACCAACGGAUGUCCACGACUCGUUAAAAACGUGGAAACACAUUUUAGACGUUCUGUCCUCAUUACUCAAGGCUACGGAAAGAUCUCUUUGUCACCCCACGCGAAACAGUGGAUCAAUUAAAAGGUGUGUGUGACUCCGGGUGCCGUGGAACGGAGAGAGGAAGAGGAGGAACACUCCACAGAACAUGAGGAAGAGCAGGAGUGUGCUGACUGUGUCAAACGAUGACAGUAAGGAUCCUCUUGACUGUGGUCUGGGUGAGUUCUUCACCUCUCCCUCCUGCACGCUGGGCGUCGACCUUCGUCGGGGCCGCAGGCGUUUCUCCGGCAACCUGCAGCUUCCCCCGUUGUCGUGGCGACAGUCGGAGAGGUCGCGGACGCCUGACGACGACCUGAUGACCCGCCCCACGACCCUGCCCUUCCUGGCUCCGCCCCGCAUCGACAUCACACCUUCAGACCCUGACGGGUGAGUGUGUGUGUGUGUGUGUGUGUGAGUCACACAGCGCGGGGGGCUCCAGACGCUCCACCCAGGGGAACUAAUGUGACCUCUGACCUCCAGCUGCCCGGGUGACAGACUGGCUGUCAUCCCCAUCUCUUCACUCUCACAGCGUGUGUGUGUGUGCUUCCUAUAUCAGUGUGUGUGUGUGUGU
This is a messenger RNA of Hypomesus transpacificus, 1229 nucleotides long. Its product is annotated as cAMP-specific 3',5'-cyclic phosphodiesterase 4B-like. The transcript is spliced from 3 exons. The record is from RefSeq and is a predicted model, not a curated record. The coding region runs from base 768 to 1049 and encodes 93 amino acids. NCBI's taxonomy places the organism in Eukaryota, Metazoa, Chordata, Actinopteri, Osmeriformes, Osmeridae.